This is a messenger RNA of Vigna unguiculata (cowpea), 3167 nucleotides long. RefSeq names its product putative mitochondrial protein AtMg00170/AtMg00620. Lineage: Eukaryota; Viridiplantae; Streptophyta; Magnoliopsida; Fabales; Fabaceae. The record is from RefSeq and is a predicted model, not a curated record.
UGGUUAGGUCUUUUACUAUGGCUUAAGCGGGGAAGUCUCCUCAGAGGUCAGAAAACGAAGAAAUUGAUACAAAACAAUGGCCUGUGCCUUCGUUUCACUCGUAUCCAUGGCAAGUCCCUGAUUCACUUCUAACUCCCAAAGCAGGGAAUACAGUGAGUGAUAUCCGACGGGAGACCGUAGACUGAACUGAAACCUACACUCUUUCUUGUGUGUAAUGAGUAGCUACUAGUUAGAAUGAAUUCUUAUCGGUCUUUAACACCAACUCCUCUUAGUUCCCUGCGGGGCUGUUACACGUGCCCCCGUCCGGGAAGGAAACUCGUCGUUUGUCGUAGCCGCGCUUUUGUUCGGCCUCCAGUUAGCCGGUAACGAAUUGGCUGGCUUUGUAGGGCGGAAAAUCGGAAGCGACUCUCAUCUCCACUUUUUUUCAUCGUGGGCUUUAGCCACUCGCCCUAACUACUCAAGUAAAAGUAGGCCCUUUAGCACUCGCCCUUAAUUAAGGAGAUGGAGAGGAAGCAGCCUGGUUCGAGCACCAAAGACCUUCCAGCUGGGGUUCUCCGCUCCUGCUUCCAUCUCCAUCUCAUUCCGAGGGGACCGGGUAGAUCAAGACUAGGAGAUAGGAUCCCCAAUUCGAUGGACGAGAAGAAAUGGAAUCAAUACACUCGAUCCAUUGCUUCCACCCCUCUCCGAUGCAGCCAGCCCGGGACCCGGACUCGGAUUGAAGCCACUGUAGUUCAGAUACAGCCUUACGACUGACUGAGUGAAGGUUGGUUGGGAAUAUUUCGCUUUACUUAGAUGAUAAUCUAAAAAGGCCCCAUUAACUUAAAAAAUAGAAAUCAUAUCGAAACGAUCGGGUACGACUGGGAAAAGAGAGACUGUCUGGGGAGCAAGCUACGGCUUCAAAGCGCUUACGUAGGCUAGUAAGGUGCGUUAGCCAGCAAGCAGCAAGCAACGACCUAUUACGUUACGUGAACACAUUUUUACGAGUCCCGUGAGCCGGCGAGAAGAGUUUUAGUCUUAUAAAAGCAUUGAAGGGAUAAGACUAGUCUAGAGCCAAAGUAGCAGUAGGCAUAGAAGCUGUCUUAGGACCGAUACUAGCUCUUUAUGUCUAGCCUGUUGCUGGUAGCUCUAUGCUAGCAAGAGCUAGCCGGUCUCAAAAGCCUAAUUCCUGAAAGAAUGGUAUUCGCUAGCCUUUCAACCAUCGACAUAUCUGUUCCCCGAUCCUUCCACACCCGAGCAAACCAAGUCACGUUGCAGGACCUGCUCUCGCAUUUCUUUCAUUAGAAAACUCCAGUUCGUGAUCCUUUGUCUUCAACUAGCGGCUUUGAUCUUCUCUUCCCGAUUCCUAUACCAUACGCAUCUAUCCUCAUUUAGAGCAAUGCUGUGUCCAUCUUCUUGAACUAAAGGACAUACGCAAGUUUCAAGUCGAAUUCCAUAUCCAUCCCACAGACAAUUAUGAACCAAAAAGAGCAGGAGCAGGUUCGGGCCCAUCUAGCUCAGCUUUUUAUGGCGAGACAAGACAAGCAAAAGCCAUAGGGCUGGCAUUGAAUGGUACACCCCCUUAGCUCGUUAGGACAGGGAGUCUUAGUAUUCGUAGCACUCAUAAGAAUAGCCUCGUCAGAUAGAAAAAGAUUGACGCUACCCUUUUCUUUAUCUUUUCCCCUUUGCCCGUUUUUGACCGAGAAGAGAACCCGCUAUAUCCCGGGGAAGAAAAGUCUGUAUCCAAGCUAUCCCAGUCGUGAAUAAGGAAAGAAAGACAUUAUGGUCCGUAAUAGAUAAGCAGAAAAAGUUGCUAUUAACCAAGAAGGGGACCCCCAGCUUUCAUCUAUCCAAACUAUGCUAGGGUAAUUGUAGUAGAAGCUAAGCCAAUAGCGUUGGGCUUUCAUCUUUAAGAGCUAUCUUAACUUAAGUAAGGGACCAACUGAUUGAAGCUUAAAAACACGUCUUUCCAUUCAUAUGAUCCCAUUCAAGGGGCUAUGCUAAUAGUAAACCAAGCUUUAUCCGCGCCAGGAUAGGAUGUUCACUCAUCAAUCGAUCAUAUUUGCCUUUCUUCUUUCUAACUCUUCCACUAAGAUUUGAAGCAGAUGGAAGAGAAGGCAUUUACUGCAUACUGGGGUGCUUUCUCCCGAUUACUUAUUAACAAUUUCCUUCCACCAGCGUGUUAGUAUGAUUUUUUCUUACCUACUAAAGCAGUCAAUCACGCUAUCCUUCCUUACCCUUCAACCAACCCCUUCGAUUCCGUUUCUGCAGCAGUAUAGUUUAUCGCCCCCUUACCUUGAUGCCUACAGCUCAAUUUGUUUUCCAGUAGUGAUGGCAAGAAUCCGCGAAAAAAUGUUAUUUAUCCUUUUUUUUGUGUUCUUUCUGAAUGGAGCUACACGAGGGAAAGCUCAGCUUUCUACUCUGCCGCAAAAGGGGGCCGCUUUCUUCUCUCAAAAAAUGCAAGUUCCGCCAUCCGGGCCCAGCAAGCAGCAGAAUUAUGUUCCAAGGCUUCGUUCGUUUCAUUCCAGCAAAAGCAGUAUAUGGUUCGAAGCGCCUUGUUCCAUCCGGCGAGAAUCCCCUAAAUUCUUUUACUUUGAAAGGAAAUACACCUCUGUAGGAGGCCUAAGACGAAGAAACGCAGUUGCUCGAUUGAAAGGUGAGGACGCAGAACUUCCCUUUUGGCUUUCUUCCGCUAGGAAAUUGGACUCUGACUGAGUGUGGAUGACCGACUUGGCAUUCUCAGCCGGCCUCCUUGCUACGUUGAAAGAACACAGGGAGUGGAGCGGCCCGUCUGAGUACAUAAGAGAUUGUUCCCCAGAAGAGGUUGUUGGAGAAGUCCCCGGAUAGGCAGAUCCGGAUAAACGAAAGGGGCUUGUCCUCACUUACUUGAGCAAGGAAUGAAAGACUCGCUUGCUUAGCGCAGGACGGAACAAGAAAGGAAAGAAAAAGAGAAAGACCCAUUAUUCAACUAAGAGAAAAGCAAGUAGCACAAUCCCCUCACCUAGGGAGAAGACCCCUUCUGAUUCUUGUACGUAUACUAGAUCUGUCUGGAUUGGAUCUACUAGAAGAGGCAUCACUCGAGUGAUGCCUCUAUUUAUGUAGGCAGGAGGAGCGACUGGGCUCUCUCGAUUCAUAGCAACUGGGAGAGGGGAUGGCGGAACUUCAACCAGUACUUGUCUGGCAUGGCCGGU